Messenger RNA from Anopheles cruzii, 2347 nucleotides. Its product is annotated as amidophosphoribosyltransferase-like. The transcript has 3 exons. Gene Ontology annotation, molecular function: amidophosphoribosyltransferase activity. The coding region runs from base 184 to 1974 and encodes 596 amino acids. The record is from RefSeq and is a predicted model, not a curated record. Lineage: Eukaryota; Metazoa; Arthropoda; Insecta; Diptera; Culicidae. Gene Ontology annotation, biological process: purine nucleotide biosynthetic process; purine nucleobase biosynthetic process.
GGGAACGAGGAACGAUCAAACAUUAAGAAAUUCAUACAAUUUGGCCCCUACGAAGGCGAUCGAGCAUUUAUACUUUGCUUUUGUCGAAAGAAGCCACAUUUAUUGUGAAUUGGCAAAAUAUUCAUACACGUUACAUAGCAGUUGUUGUCGUUACAAGAAAUCUGUCCUGUGUUGUUUACACGAAUGCUUUCACAUCGUUUAAGGGGCGUCGCAGUCAUGGAUGGAAAAGAUGAUGGCAGUUCAAGUCAGCAACGAACGUCUCAGGAUCACCCCUUAGCAGCAGGAACAACAACCGCACCAAUUUCGUCACUCAACACCGCCAAGUCAGGCCCGGAACCGUGCCACGACAGUAAUCGCCAGCUUGAUCUCCCGCCGAGUGAAAUCUUAUCUCGACCACACGGCGACGAUGGAAUGGAAAGUAUGGACCACCGCCGGCCGAUGGGUAAGCGCAGCGGGCGAGGCGAGGUCAGCAGUGGGCUGACGCACGAGUGCGGCGUGUUUGGGGCGAUAGCAACGGGCGACUGGCCGACGCAGAUCGACGUCGCGCAGGUCAUCUGCCUCGGGCUGGUGGCACUGCAGCACCGCGGCCAAGAAUCGGCUGGCAUCGUGACAAGUGAGGGUGGCCCGGAGGCGAUCAACUUCAACGUGCACAAGGGCAUGGGCAUGAUUAACAACAUAUUUACGGACGACUCGAUGAAGAAACUGCGGGGCAGUCUGGGCAUCGGGCACACGCGCUACUCUACGUCGGCCGCCUCCGAAGAGGUCAACUGCCAACCGUUUGUCGUCCAUACGGCCCACGGCGCACUGGCCGUGGCGCAUAAUGGCGAGCUGGUGAACUGCGAGAGUCUGCGAAAGGAUGUGCUGUCGCGAGGUGUUGGCCUCUCCACGCACAGCGACUCUGAGCUGAUUACCCAAGCGCUCUGUCUGAAUCCGCCCGAGGGUGAGGUGGACGGGCCGGACUGGCCAGCGCGCAUCAAACACCUGAUGAAGCUGGCCCCCCUUUCCUACUCGCUCGUGAUAAUGCUCAAGGACAAGAUCUACGGCGUUCGUGAUCCGUACGGCAACCGGCCGCUCUGCAUCGGCAAGAUCGUACCACUCACUAUCGGCGCCUAUCGUCAUGGUAUGAAAGUCGAUCGACUGCCGGCCGAAGGUUGGGUUAUAUCCAGCGAAAGCUGUGGAUUUUUGUCGAUCGGAGCUCGAUACGUGCGUGAGGUGGAACCCGGUGAAAUUGUUGAACUGACGCGGGACGGUCCCAAAACGAUCGACAUCGUCGACUGUCCGGAGAGCCGACGGCAUGCCUUCUGCAUCUUCGAGUAUGUGUAUUUCGCCCGCUCGGAUUCCAUAUUCGAGGGACAAAUGGUGUACUCGGUGCGGCUACAGUGCGGGCGCCAGCUGGCUCGCGAGGCGGGUGUGGAUGCGGACAUCGUUAGCUCGGUGCCAGAGUCGGGAACUGCUGCUGCUCACGGUUUCGCGCGGGAGACAAACAUGAAUUUUGCCGAAGUGCUGUGCAAAAACCGUUAUGUAGGGCGUACUUUCAUUCAACCGUCAACCCGCCUUAGGCAACUGGGUGUGGCGAAGAAGUUCGGUGCGCUGUCUGAGAACGUGGCUGGCAAACGCUUGGUACUGGUCGACGAUUCCAUUGUGCGGGGCAACACCAUUGGACCAAUCAUCAAGUUGCUGCGCGAUGCGGGCGCUCUCGAGGUACACAUCCGGAUAGCAAGCCCGCCGCUGCUUUAUCCGUGCUACAUGGGGAUCAACAUACCGACGCGCGGGGAGCUGAUCGCGAACAAGCUGCACGCGGAAGACCUGGCCGAGUACCUCGGGGCAGAUAGCCUAGCAUACCUGAGCGUCGAGGGCCUAAAAAAGGCAGUCCAGUUGAACAUGGUGCCAAAAAAACCGGAACAGGUCGGACACUGUACAGCCUGCCUGACAGGGGAAUACCCAGGUGGACUUCCGGAAGAGUUGGAAUGGUAGAAGGUGGUUGUAAACGACUUACACACAACGCAGCCACAAAUCCGAUUCAACUACUUCUGUCUUCUGUCUUCGUAGUAUAACUGUUAAAUACUUUACCUGCUUCCGCGCUAGCGAAUAAGAAGAUGACCCUUGGAGCCCUUGGAGCGUUUCGAACCCAAGGGAAAGCGAGAAAAUACAGUUAAAAUAGAGAUACGCAACAAGUGAGAGAAGAAACGACACAGGUAGAGAGUGAGAGAGGGGGGGAGGUACGGAAAGAGAAAGACAGAGGUAAAUAGGCGUAUUUAGAAACAUAGUAGGACAUCAGAAUUCUUACGAAAUACAGAAAGGCAUUGCCGCUUGACAAUAAAGUAUGUGUUCUCAAACAGAUUGCCGA